Carlito syrichta (Philippine tarsier) is the source of this 2705-nucleotide messenger RNA. It is a transcript of the gene WDR20, whose product is annotated as WD repeat domain 20. Bases 95 to 1933 code for a protein of 612 amino acids. Gene Ontology annotation, molecular function: protein binding. NCBI's taxonomy places the organism in Eukaryota, Metazoa, Chordata, Mammalia, Primates, Tarsiidae. The record is from RefSeq and is a predicted model, not a curated record. The transcript is spliced from 5 exons.
GGAAGAGGCGGGGGGAGAGCGAGCAGGCAGGAACGGCGCCUGCGCGGUGGGCGUGAUCCGGGCACUUAGGGCAGGAUGAACGCUGCUUUCCAAGAUGGCGGCGGAGGGAGGAGGGAAGGAGAUGAACGAGAUUAAGACCCAAUUCACCACCCGGGAAGGUCUGUACAAGCUGCUGCCGCACUCGGAGUACAGCCGGCCCAACCGGGUGCCCUUCAACUCGCAGGGAUCCAACCCUGUCCGCGUCUCCUUCGUAAACCUCAACGACCAGUCUGGCAACGGCGACCGCCUCUGCUUCAAUGUGGGCCGGGAGCUCUACUUCUAUAUCUACAAGGGGGUCCGCAAGGCUGCUGACUUGAGUAAACCAAUAGAUAAAAGGAUAUACAAAGGAACACAGCCUACUUGUCAUGACUUCAACCACCUAACAGCCACAGCAGAAAGUGUCUCUCUCCUAGUGGGCUUUUCCGCAGGCCAAGUCCAGCUUAUAGACCCAAUCAAAAAAGAAACUAGCAAACUUUUCAAUGAGGAAAACUCUUGUCAGCACUUGUGGAAGGUGAAUUGGAAUGAAGAAAGAGGGAUUGAAGGUAGCAAGACCAGUGAGGAGGCUCUGGUAACUGUCCAGAGACUAAUAGACAAGUCGCGAGUAACCUGUGUCAAAUGGGUUCCCGGUUCGGAAAGCCUUUUCCUUGUAGCCCACUCGAGCGGGAACAUGUACUUGUAUAAUGUGGAGCACACUUGUGGCACCACAGCCCCCCACUACCAGCUUCUGAAGCAGGGGGAGAGCUUUGCUGUGCACACUUGCAAGAGCAAAUCCACGAGGAACCCUCUCCUUAAGUGGACGGUGGGCGAGGGGGCCCUCAACGAGUUUGCUUUCUCCCCAGAUGGCAAGUUCUUGGCCUGCGUGAGCCAGGACGGGUUUCUGCGGGUGUUCAACUUUGACUCGGUGGAGCUGCACGGUACGAUGAAAAGCUACUUUGGGGGCUUGCUGUGCGUGUGCUGGAGCCCGGACGGCAAGUACAUCGUGACAGGCGGAGAGGACGACUUGGUGACAGUCUGGUCCUUUGUGGAUUGCCGAGUAAUAGCCCGAGGCCACGGGCACAAGUCCUGGGUCAGUGUGGUGGCGUUUGAUCACUAUACCACGAGUGUAGAAGAAAGCGACCCCAUGGAGUUUAGUGGCAGUGACGAGGACUUCCAGGACCUUCUUCACUUUGGCAGAGAUCGAGCCAACAGUACACAGUCCAGGCUCUCCAAGCGGAACUCUACGGACAGCCGCCCGGUGAGCGUCACGUACCGGUUUGGUUCGGUGGGCCAGGACACGCAGCUCUGCUUAUGGGACCUGACGGAAGACAUCCUUUUCCCUCACCAACCCCUCUCGCGAGCAAGGACACACACCAAUGUCAUGAACGCCACGAGUCCCCCUGCUGGAAGCAACGGAAACAGUGUCACAACGCCCGGGAACUCUGUGCCCCCGCCCCUGCCGCGGUCCAACAGCCUUCCACACUCGGCAGUCUCGAACACUGGCAGCAAAAGCAGUGUCAUGGAUGGGGCCAUUGCUUCUGGGGUCAGCAAAUUUGCAACACUUUCGCUCCACGACCGGAAGGAGCGGCACCACGAGAAAGAUCACAAGCGAAACCAUAGCAUGGGACACAUUUCUAGCAAGAGCAGCGACAAACUGAAUCUAGUUACUAAAACCAAAACGGACCCCGCUAAAACUUUGGGGACGCCCCUGUGUCCUCGAAUGGAAGACGUUCCCUUGUUAGAGCCGCUGAUUUGUAAAAAGAUAGCACAUGAAAGACUGACCGUGUUAAUUUUUCUGGAAGACUGUAUAGUCACUGCUUGUCAGGAGGGAUUUAUUUGCACGUGGGGAAGGCCUGGUAAGGUGGGCUUAUUGUCGCCCCCCAGCCAGGCCAGCCCUCCAGGUGCAACGGUAGUGUAGCAGCCCGCUACUGUUCACACAGCCUCCCCGGACUCCACUCGAGAGUGAUGGCCAGGUGCCCAAGCUGCGCGAGCCACGCCAGGUGGAUCUUGGGCAGGCGACGUCGGUGAGGCCGUGUGGACACAUAAGGGCUGCGUGGACGCAGGACCAGCUCCCUUGGCAGCGCUGCGCUCCUGCUGCUCACCCAAAGUAGCUGUUUCCAUGUUUAAAUCCGUCUUUCGGGGCUAGUAAAAAAUAAGAAAUGGAGUUUUCUUUUUUUUACUCUAAACUUCAAUGUAAUUAAAUUCAAUGUAAAUAUAUAAUAUAUACAUAUAUACAUAGUGUAAAAAAAAAUGUUUCUUGGACAGGAAAUGCCCUUAACUUCAGCUGUUAUAAUAGCACCCCACUUGGCUUUGCACUGACUUUUUUUAUAUCUGAGGUGGUCAGGAGACAACCUGGAAUGCGCUCGAAAGUUGUAACCUUCUGACUUAAAUAUGUAACUCAGGAAGACGGAUGGAUGCUGCACUUAAGUUUAACGCGGACGGAGGAUUUCCUUGAAUGUGGGUAUAAUGGACUCGCGGCCCGUGAGGUGCUGCGUGAACACACCCUUUUCACCUGUCGGCACUGAUUUUAUUUAAUACUGUUGUUUCCAGUGCAAUCGGCUCUGUAUUAUAUGUAUAAAUAAUGUAAUUCUGCAACUGGGGGAAAUAGUUAUUCCACCAGUAAUUUUCAUCAUUUAAGAGUGAUAUUUCUAAUUCACAAAAAACAUUAAUAUUAAACUAUCUUGAACAUA